CACCUCGACUAAUCUCGGGGCCCUGUACCGAUCGACCGGGCAAAGAUGCAAUGGCCCACCAAUAGCCAGCUGGGAGUAGGAUUCGAACCUAAGACCUAGAGAAGAGCAAACUCCUAGAUCUCUGGUCCCUUGCCCUCAACCAACUGGGCUACCCUUGCGGGUUCAUAAUCAUCAUCCAUUCACCAGCUCCUUUUGUUUUUGAGGAGCGAACAUGAAAUUUGAAGACUUGUUGAUGAUUCAGCCGAGUGAUCCUCCUCUUCAUCAGGAGGAGAAGAAGCAGACAAGAAGAGAAGACCUCCAGGAAAAGAUCGAGAAAUUGGAAGAAGAAUUAGAUGCACAACUCAAACUCAACAAAAUUUUGCACUGUGCACUGCAAGGACCUGUCCACUUGUGUCCCUGUCUUUCCAAAUCGCUUCCUUCUAAGGUUCAAGUGUUGCUUGCAGAAUUGGCUAGGAUGGAGGAAGAGAUCAUUUGGUUAGAGAGAAAAGUGGACCACUUGAAAUUAAGCUUGUACCAUGAGAAGCACCACCACCACCAUCACCACCACCACCAGCAAACCAAGGAUUGGGGAUUCCCCGACGCACAUCCUCGACAGAAACAACUACAACAACAACAACAACAACUAGCAGCCACCACCUAUGGACUAAGCAACCACCCAAUGGAGGUGGUCAGUUGCAGAUCACUGGUUUCCAGAUCACAAGAUUUCCAACAACAUUAUCAUCAUGACAAGGUGUUCAGAGUUUUAAGAGAAAGAAGUGCUUCUUUUGUUUCUCCAAUGGAUAUUCUAAGCCUGCCUUCUUCAAUCAACUCCUCCUAUGUAACAGAGGAAAUUGCUGAAACUUCAAGAUGCUCAAGGAGAAGAAUCAGAAACCAUAACCAUUUAGACACAAAAAUUGGCAUUGAGAAACCAAAUGAACUCUCAGAACAACUGAUAAACUGCUUGAUAGGCAUAUUCCUCAAACUGAAUCAGGCAUCGCUCGGUAGAAAAGGAUCGGCUAUUGUUCCGAAGCAUCAUCCUCUGUCUUGCAUAAACUCAAGAGGUUUCAUUUCAAAGACCACAUUCAACUACAAAGCACUUCCUGCAUUCUCGUUUGAUAACACAUCCAACAUUGACCCUUACGGCAUAUUUCUAGAUUUCGAUGGCCCUAUCAGAGAUGUUGGCCCAUACAAGCAUUUCAUUCAAAUAACACGAAGUUCACUGGAUAUUAGCCAUAUUUCUGAGUGUUUUCAAGCAAUGGGUAAACUCAGAGUCUUGAUGCAUACACUCUGCAAUGUGGACAUAACUUUCUUAACCUACAAGCAAAAGUUAGCUUUCUGGAUCAACAUCUACAAUGCCUGUAUAAUGCAUGCUUUUCUACAACAUGGGUUGCCUUCCACAGAGGAGAAACUGCUGGCACUUAUGAACAAGGCUGCAAUUAAUGUGGGCGGCAUAGUCCUAAAUGCUUUGGCUAUUGAGCACUUCAUUCUCAGACAUGCAUCUGACUCUAAACAUUUCUUCCUGACAUAUUUAUAUCUGAUCUACAAGGGCCCAAUAGAUGAGAAGGAAAUGAUACUACAGCAUGCCUACGGUCUGGGGUAUCCAGAACCUAAUGUGACAUUUGCUCUUUGCCGAGGCAGCAUGUCUUCACCAGCGUUAAGGGUGUACACGUCAGAUGAUAUUGUGAAUGAACUGGGAAGAGCAAAAGUGGAGUAUUUGGAAGCAUCUGUGGGAGUAACCAGCAAGAAAAAGAUUGUGGUGCCUAAGCUUCUGCAAUGGCACAUGAGAGAUUUUGCAGACGACAUGCAGUCGCUACUGGAAUGGAUUUAUAGUGAGUUGCCACAUUCUGGCUCACUAAAAAGGUUGAUAAUGGAGUGCCUAAUUGGUGAAACAAAGUCUCCUAUAGCAAAGAAGGCAGAAAUUCAGGUCAAUGACUCUGAAUUCCGUUACUUGCUUCCCUUGUAAGCUAAACAAGGAAAGAAAACACAGAGCAGCUGACAAAACAGUUAAAAAGAUUUACAAAUACAAGUGACAGAACUAUAACAGCUCUAGAAUUCAAGACAUCAGCAAGGAUAGAUGAAAAGCGACACUUUGCUCUAGACCUGUUGAUUUUUGGGGAAAUAACUUGUGUUUGAUGUGCUUAUAAUUCUUAUCAAUGUUCAAUGUAUUAUGUGCCAAACCCCCACCCCCCCUUCCUUUUUCCCUUUUAUUUUAGGUUUGAUGUUACCAACGAAUUUGAAUCUUAGGGGAUUGUAACAACCUAUCUCAUACCCAGUAAAAGUCACCCACCCACAUUAUGCAUUUAAGCUCAAAUAGCAGUGUUUCAUCCACUGGGACACUUCAAUGUUAACAAGUAAUAGCAAGUGCAAAAGGUCAAUA
Molecule: messenger RNA, 2356 nt
Organism: Camellia sinensis
Lineage: Eukaryota; Viridiplantae; Streptophyta; Magnoliopsida; Ericales; Theaceae
Source: RefSeq, a predicted model, not a curated record